UUUAUUUGAACGACUCCAUUCAACGGAUUCUCUUGACGAUAAAUUGGUAUUUUGACGCAUUUUAUUUUAUUUUAGUGAAUUGUCCAGGAAUAUUCUAACCAUUGAGUGUAAUAAACGCAGUGUGAAGUAUUAUAUGUGUGUAUUGCCAAGAUGACGUCGGAAAAAGGCUCUCGGAGGGAUAAAAACCAGAACAUCCAAGUGUUUGUAAGACUAAGACCUCUUAAUCAGAGGGAGCGAGACAUCAAGUCCCUGGGAGUCGUGGAAGUAGUGAACGGGCGAGAGGUGGUGGUGCGCCAGUCACAGCAGACCACACUCACUAAGAAGUUCACAUUUGACCGUGCUUUCGCUCCUAAUACUAAACAGAUUGAAGUGUACCAACAAGUAGUAAGCCCUUUAAUAAAGGAGGUGCUAUGCGGCUACAACUGCACCGUGUUCGCCUACGGGCAGACAGGCACCGGCAAGACACACACUAUGGUCGGCGAGAGCACUGGUGAUGAGAACGUCAACUGGCAGAAUGACCCUCUGGCCGGCAUCAUUCCCCGCGCUCUGAGCCAAUUAUUCGACGAGCUACGCAUCUCUAACACCGAGUACACAGUCCGGGUGUCAUACUUGGAGCUAUAUAAUGAAGAAUUAUUUGAUCUGCUGUCAUCUUCUGAAGAUAACUCGAAACUAAGGAUCUAUGAAGAUGUCACUAGGAAGGGAUCUAACAUUGUUAAUGGAUUGGAAGAGAUUACGGUAUACAACAAGAAUGAAGUAUACAAGAUUAUGGAACAGGGCCAAGAGAGGAAGCGGGUGGCUUCUACACUUAUGAAUGCGCAAUCUAGCCGUUCCCACACAGUAUUCACCAUCGUCGCACACAUGAAAGAGAACAACCAGGAGGGUGAAGAGCUGGUCAAGAUCGGCAAACUGAACCUCGUCGAUUUAGCCGGCUCUGAAAACAUCAGUAAAGCUGGCUCUGAUAAUCCCGCGAAGAAAGAGAGGGCGCGGGAAUGCGUGAACAUUAAUCAGAGUUUAUUGACCCUAGGGAGAGUUAUUACAGCUUUGGUGGAGAGACAUCCACAUAUACCAUACAGAGAAUCAAAGCUCACCCGAAUCCUCCAAGAGUCCCUCGGAGGCCGCACCAAGACCUCCAUCAUCGCCACCAUCUCCCCCGGCCACAAGGAUCUGGAAGAGACCAUGAGUACCCUGGAAUAUGCCCACCGAGCCAAGAACAUCCAGAACAAGCCGGAGGUGAACCAGAAGAUGACCAAGACUGCCAUGCUGAAGGAGUAUGCCGAGGAGAUUGACAAGCUCAAGAGAGACUUGCAGGCCGCCAGGGAUAAAAAUGGCGUCUGCAUAUCCACCGAAACCUUCGCCGAAAUGAAUCUCAAAGAAGAGGAGCAACGCAAGGAGAUACAAGAACUGCUGCUAAGAAAGCGCGCGAUGGAGGAGGAACGAGAUCGCAAGGAGACAGUCUUCAAUGACCUGAACCAGACGUUGCAAGAGAGAGUGUCCGAGCUGAAUAGAACGAGACUGGCUAUGCAGACCACGAAGGAAAAGCUCGUUAAUGUUAACAAUGCACUCCAAACCACGAAGAUCCAAUGCGAGGAGCAGAAACACCUGGUCGACCGACAUCGCGCCACCGAGGAGGAGCUGAGCGCGCAGGCUCUAGACAUCAUCGCCGUCGCCGACACCGCCGCGACACACGUGCACCACCUGCACGCCAGUGUCGACAAACGCAGGUGUAAACACCUGGUCGACCGACAUCGCGCCACCGAGGAGGAGCUGAGCGCGCAGGCUCUAGACAUCAUCGCCGUCGCCGACACCGCCGCGACACACGUGCACCACCUGCACGCCAGUGUCGACAAACGCAGAAUGGUGGAGUCCCGGAACGUGCAGGUGACGGCGGAGUACCGGCGCCAGGCGGGCGCGCUGCGGGCGGGGGCGGUGACGGCGGGCUACGGGCGCGCGGGGGGCUUCGUCGACGGUCUGGCGCACGCCUUGCAGGCUUUACACCAACAGACGGGUGUGUACUACAUGUGCAGGUGA
Molecule: messenger RNA, 2028 nt
Organism: Cydia strobilella
Lineage: Eukaryota; Metazoa; Arthropoda; Insecta; Lepidoptera; Tortricidae
Product: kinesin-like protein KLP2
Exons: 12
Coding region: 151-2028 (625 amino acids)
Biological process (GO): microtubule-based movement; mitotic spindle assembly; spindle elongation
Cellular component (GO): spindle microtubule; nucleus; mitotic spindle
Molecular function (GO): plus-end-directed microtubule motor activity; ATP binding; microtubule binding
Source: RefSeq, a predicted model, not a curated record